AUGUCCUGCUACGACCUCUGCCCCACCACCGGCGGCAUCGCCUGCCCGCAGCCCGUGGCCAACAGCUGCAACGAGCCCUGUGUCCGGCAGUGUCCGGACUCCACCGCCCUCAUCCAGCCUCCCCCGGUGGUGGUCACCUUCCCCGGGCCCAUCCUCAGCUCCUUCCCGCAGCAGGCCGUGGUGGGAUCCACCGGAGUGCCGGCCUUUGGGGGAUCCCUGGGUUCUGGGAGUCUCUACGGUUCCGGAAUUCUCCCGGGAUACGGAGCUCGCUCUGGAUACGGGGUCUCAGCGCUGGCCGGGGGCUCCUGCUGGCCCUCCGCCUCCCGCCGCUUCAGCCGCCUCCUCCGCGGCUCCUGCGGGCCCUGCUGA
Molecule: messenger RNA, 369 nt
Organism: Poecile atricapillus (Black-capped chickadee)
Lineage: Eukaryota; Metazoa; Chordata; Aves; Passeriformes; Paridae
Product: scale keratin-like
Exons: 1
Coding region: 1-369 (122 amino acids)
Cellular component (GO): intermediate filament
Molecular function (GO): structural constituent of cytoskeleton
Source: RefSeq, a predicted model, not a curated record